ACAGAUCUUAUAGGAAAUAAUGAGGCUGCAAACAUAUGCCGGGUUCAGUAUAGUUGGUGCUCUUGCCAUUAUUUAUCAUGCCUUCAAUACUAGAGGCCAAUUUUACCCAGCCAUGGUGUAUUUAUCGACCUCCAAGAUCAGUUUGGUUCUUCUUCUAAACAUGGGUUUGGUCAUCAUGUGCAUUUUGUGGCAGCUAACCAAAAGGGUGUUUCUUGGGCCACUCCGUGAAGCAGAGGUUGAGAGGCUGAAUGAACAGUCUUGGAGAGAAGUCAUGGAAAUCCUAUUCGCAGUCACUAUAUUCAGGCAUGAUUUUUCCGUUAAUUUUCUUGCAAUGGUCACUGCUCUCCUGCUGAUUAAGGCUUUGCACUGGUUGGCUCAGAAGAGAGUGGAAUACAUUGAAUCAACCCCAUAUGUUCCCAAGCUGUCUCACUUUCGGAUCGUUUCUUUUUUGGGGUUUCUUCUUCUGCUGGAUAGUCUCUUCCUGUACAGUUCCUUAAAGUAUUUAAUACAGACAUGGCAACCUUCUGUUUCGCUCUUCUUUGCGUUUGAGUACAUGAUACUAGCAACAACAACAGUGUCUACAUUUGUAAAAUAUGUUUUCUAUGUCAGUGACAUGUUGAUGGAAGGACAAUGGGAUAGAAAGCCUGUCUAUACCUUCUACUUGGAGCUUAUUCGUGACUUGCUUCACUUAUCUAUGUACCUAUGCUUCUUCCUUGUGAUUUUCAUGAACUAUGGUGUGCCAUUGCACUUAAUUCGAGAACUCUAUGAGACCUUCCGCAACUUCAAGGUCCGAGUUUCUGAUUAUAUUCGUUAUCGGAAAAUCACUUCAAAUAUGAAUGACCGUUUCCCAGAUGCGACACCUGAAGAGCUUAAUGCAAGUGAUGCAACAUGCAUUAUUUGUCGUGAGGAGAUGGUGAUAGCAAAAAAGCUCCUUUGUGGACAUCUUUUUCAUGUGAAUUGCCUCCGGUCAUGGUUAGAGCGGCAACAUACUUGCCCUACAUGCAGAGCGCUUGUUGUUCCUCCUGAAAAUGGGACGACUGCGGCUGGGGGAUAUGGAGUCAGGUCUGAUUUUCCUCAGCAAGGAACGGAUGCUGCAAGUACGUCUGCUCAGGGUUCAGAAGGUGGUGCAGCUGAUAAUAAUUUGAGGCAACAUCAAAUCAGACUCCAAGCUGCUGCCGCUGCUGCUGCAGUAUAUGAGAAAUCUUUUGUUUAUCCUUCUGUGAAUGCUUCUGCAUGGUCCCCAGGAUAUGCUGUACUUCCGCAGGUGUAUCUGCCUUCAGCAGACUCCUCUAGUAUGGAUUCAACUGGAGAAAGAGCUUCUUUUGGACAGACACAACAGAACCAAUUCACUAUCCCCGGUGGUCUUCCUAACUAUACUUUCAUCGCUUUCCAAGAACCUGGUGCCAAUUCCCCUUCUAGUGAAAGAUUGGGCUGCAAUAAUGUACCUGUUUCACGUGUGGAAGUCCAGGAGAGAUUUCUUCGGCAUCAGAUUGAGGUCCUACAAAACCAGAUGAAGCUUCUACAGCAACAAAAACCAGAAGAAUCCAUAAAAAUGGGUCCCAUCAUGGCAUCAGAUAGCAGAGGAAAGGCUACUGCAUCUUCAUCAUCAACCAUUACUGACUGCAGUCGUGACGAAGAGAGUGAAGAGAUUGAUGAUUAGUGAGAUCAUACUGAAAGGAGACACAGGCAAG
Molecule: messenger RNA, 1691 nt
Organism: Telopea speciosissima
Lineage: Eukaryota; Viridiplantae; Streptophyta; Magnoliopsida; Proteales; Proteaceae
Product: ERAD-associated E3 ubiquitin-protein ligase HRD1B-like
Exons: 7
Coding region: 20-1660 (546 amino acids)
Source: RefSeq, a predicted model, not a curated record